Molecule: messenger RNA, 1851 nt
Organism: Phoenix dactylifera (date palm)
Lineage: Eukaryota; Viridiplantae; Streptophyta; Magnoliopsida; Arecales; Arecaceae
Gene: LOH2
Product: LAG1 homolog 2
Biological process (GO): ceramide biosynthetic process
Cellular component (GO): endoplasmic reticulum; membrane
Molecular function (GO): sphingosine N-acyltransferase activity
Source: RefSeq, a predicted model, not a curated record
CCUGAUUACCUAUAAUAGUUUUUUUCUUUGAACCCACGGUCGAUGUUUCAAAACUUCUGAAAUAGACGAACCAAGAUGCGGUCCUCCAAUGGGAAGCCCGCUCACUAAUGCGCCGCGAUCUCUCCGCUGGUCUCCGAUUUGUCGGAACAAGCGUUAAUUGCCCGGGCGGAUGUAUGCAGAGGAAACACGGGAUGGCGUUCCACAUCACUAUUAUUUCGGAGAGAUGAAACAGAGGGAAAGAGUGGAAGACCGGACCUCCCUACCCACCCAACAUUCUCUCCUCUGCGAUCCCAUCCCUUGAGGAUCCAUUUUCUUUAUUAUCAUUAUUAUUAUCAUCAGAAGUAGUAUUAUUUUUUGUUUCUCUCUCUUUCCUUCUCUACUCCAGGGUCUCCUUCCCUUCUGUGCGUAUGCGAUGCUGAUUCGGAGGAGAUCCUCUUCGUGAUCCGCCGCCGCCUUCGCCUUUAGCGGUCUGACGUUGCUCCCCUGGGUUGAUCGAUCUCUUCUCCGGGUGCCAUGGGACCGAUCUGGGGCCUCACGGGCGCUGGCCUGGAUCUCUUGAUCGUGCUCUAUUUCGCGGUCUGGUUCUUGGGUGCCAGGUUCUUGCUCGACCGCCUCGUCUACAAGCCAUUGGCUGUAAGAUUAUUGAGAGCUCUACGGAUAAAUGAUGAGGCGAGAUGCUCAAAGAUUGCAAAGUGUUCUGAGUCAAUGUGGAAGCUGACGUAUUAUGCUGGUGUUCAACUGUGGGUUCUUUUGAUAAUCAAACAGGAGCCUUGGUCGUUGGAUACAAAGCAAUACAUUGAAGGGUGGCCUAAUCAAGAAUUGAAGCCGUCGUUGAUGCUUUUCUACAUGUGUCAAUGUGGAUUCUACAUAUACAGUAUUGGUGCCCUCAUUGCAUGGGAAACUCGCAGGAAAGAUUUCUUUAUAAUGAUGUCUCAUCAUAUAAUAACUUCCUUUUUGAUCGGAUAUUCCUAUAUAACCAGAUUUUUUCGAAUUGGGACUAUGAUUCUUGCCCUGCAUGAUACAUGUGAUGUAUUUCUUGAAGCAGCUAAACUGUUCAAAUAUUCGGAGAAGGAGACUGCAGCUAGCGUGGUCUUUGGACUUUUUGCAGUCUCAUGGCUAUUGUUACGACUAAUAUACUUCCCCUUUUGGAUAAUUAAGGCUUCAAGCUACUAUACAAUUGAGUCCCUGAUGUCAUCAAGCGGUUUCCCCACCACAUUAUACUAUGCUUUCAACACAAUGCUUCUUACCCUGCUUGUCUUCCACCUCUACUGGGGGAAACUCAUAUGUGCAAUGAUCAUGAGACAGAUGAGUAAUAGAGGACAAGUAGGAGAGGACAUUCGAUCAGAUUCUGAAGAUGGAGACUGACGAGAAGUUGUCCACAAGUCAGGAGUGACAGAUGCCAUUUUUUAGAAAGUUGUUACUAUUGACAAUCUUCAGGGUGCAGAGACGUAUUCAUAUGUUUACCCGCUCAGAAGGCAGGUAUCAUGUGCUGAAUUUUUUUUUCUAGUUGAUGUUUUAGGAUUUUUGAUCUUUAUGAUGAAAGACGGCUUCUAGAAUUCAACGAUGGGAGCAGGAUCCAUAUAGACAGUGAGUCACAGGCAGAGAUGAAGUUUUGUUGUUUAUGGUCUUCGUUUUCUGUUCCUCUGUUCCCAAAGAUAACCAAGUCAGCCUUUUUGGAUGUAUAUGAGGUUUCUUUGGUAUACCUGGAUCACCUCUUCAGUUUCUGUGGUUUGGGCUUAUUAGCCUUGUUAAUGAUAUCUAAAAGAUGUAUGGGGCAGGAAAGUUUCAUUUGAUUGCUCAUUCACAAUAGUGUUCUAAAUUUUUUUUAUUGGAAUUGCAUUUUGUUCUUAG